Lytechinus pictus (painted urchin) is the source of this 3897-nucleotide messenger RNA. Its product is annotated as tetratricopeptide repeat protein 39C-like. Gene Ontology annotation, biological process: cilium assembly. The transcript is spliced from 12 exons. The record is from RefSeq and is a predicted model, not a curated record. The coding region runs from base 293 to 2104 and encodes 603 amino acids. Gene Ontology annotation, molecular function: protein binding. Lineage: Eukaryota; Metazoa; Echinodermata; Echinoidea; Temnopleuroida; Toxopneustidae.
AGUAACCUCAUGCAUACCGGUACUACGAAAGACCGUAUCCGUGGCCUAUCAUCAAGACGUGUGUAUAGAUCUUUCUUAUAUAUCUCCUUCAUUAACACAGUACAUUCAACGACAGAUGGCGGUCGACAAAUUGGGCGUUCAUAACGUUUUUUAAUACGUUGUUGGGAGAAACUACACGGCUCGCACAACGCAUCCUGACGCAGUCACAAUCUGCAAUAUCUGAUGAGCGGUGACAGAGUCGAUAACAACGGGGAACUUCGGCGACAGUAAUACACCAACAUCAGACUCGGACAUGGCGGCCGCGAGUACCGGUAGGACUCAAUCCGAGGAAAUUGAUGAUGUGAAGUUAUCACUUGAAGGCAUCAACCUUCUGCUCAACAAUGGCUUUAAAGAAGCGAUGGAAAUAUUUUCCAAAUACAGACAUUAUAGCCCUUUGAUGAGUGCAGGGUCUAGCUUUGUCAGUUUUAUGAAUGCCCUGAUGACAUACGAAGACGACAAGCUGGACGCCGCCAUGGAAGACAUCAAGGAGACGGACAAACUGUGCAAUUCCUACCAGGAUGGUUUCAUGAAGUCCCUCAAACACAGGAUCCUGAAGAAGGAUUCCUCAGAGUCCAAGCUCAGCGUCGAGGAGAGGCUCCAGAGGAGGAUCCUGUCCGCAGAUUGUCAGCUCUACAUGGCCAUGCUCAUCUUCUCAAGGAAUGAGGUCACAGGGUUCAUCAAGGGUGGAUGGUUAAUACGUAAGGGCUACAAGCUCUACGAGAAAGCCUAUCGGGACAUUGGUAAAGUCUACGAAGCCCGUGGGGAAAAGAUGGAAGAAACGCCCGUGAUGCUCGUGGAAGAUGCCUCGGCCGCCCUCGAAAUGGAGCCAAAUUCAAAUUCCAUGUCAGCCGAAAGUGCCUCCAACCACAAUAAUGAGGUCGCGACCCUUGACCUCGACGACGAUGCCUCGUUGAGCCAGAAGGACCUUGUGGCCGUGGAAGAAGAUGCCUUGGCCAGGUUGAAAGGGGGCGUGUCCUUUGGCUAUGGAGUCCUGCAGCUGGUGAUAUCCAUGAUGCCUCCGAACCUGUUGACGGUUGUCAAUCUCCUGGGCUUCCAUGGAAACAAAGAGUUUGGUCUGAAAUGCCUGGAUACGGCUAGUCACAGUACUGAUAUGAAGGCCCCCCUGGCCAUGUUAACUCUCCUGUGGUACCACACGGUAGUCCGUCCCUUCUUUGGUAUUGACAGUAAGAACAAAGCUUCCUGUAUCCAGGCAGCUCAGAAGAUCCUCGGGGAGAGGAAGGCAGCAUACCCCAACUCAGCAUUAGUGAUGUUCUAUGAAGGAAGGGUACAGAAACUUGAGGGCAACUUGGACGGUGCCUUGAAAACGUAUGAGGCUGCAUUGGAAGCCUGCUCAGAACAGAGAGAGAUUCAACUUAUAUGCCUUUAUGAGCUUGGAUGGUGUAAUCUGAUGCGGCUCAAUUGGGAAGAGAGCCUGCUGGCGUUCGCCCGGUUAAAAGAGGAGUCUAGGUGGGCUCAGAGUUACUAUGCAUACCUCACUGCAAUUUGUCAGGGAGCACUUGGUCAGGUGGAGACAGCCCAGGAGCUCUUCAGAGAAGUUCCAGGUCUUACCAAGAAGAAGAACAACCAACUGGAGUCCUUCGUCCUCCGGAAGUCCAACAAGUUUAAGAAGAAACUGCCAACCCAGGCUCAAGCUAAACUGAUGGCCAUUGAAGUGCUUUAUCUGUGGAAGGCAAUGCCUGAUUGCAACGAAGAAGCCUUGAGGCUUAUGCUUAAGGAGUGUGAUGUUGCUGAAAGUGACAAGUCUCAUAGAACCUUAAUAUCACUUCUAAAAGGUGCAAUACAUCGUUGCCUUGGAAACGUUGAGAUUGCUAUGCAGUGUUUUGAGGAUUGUAUGUCAAGGUCUUCUUCCAAAGAGCCUGAAGCCCACGCUGCCCCCUACGCCUGCUUUGAGUUAGGAGCAAUGCUAGCCGGAGGUCAAGCGACUGCAAGCAAAGGAAAGAGUCUCAUUCUAAAAGCAAAGGACGGUUACAAAGACUAUGACUUUGAGCAGAGGCUGAGUGUUAGGAUACAUGCCGCCUUACAGCAACUGAAAGGGGUCGACUAACCGACUGUCUUUCCUAGCGAACAGCACAACUACUCAUCUACAUGUAUCUGGGACAGUACCAAUUAUUUGCAUCAAGAUUAGGAUACUUGUAAGUCAGCAGUGAUCCACUGUUUUUUUUGUAAUCAGACAAGAUAUUUACUGGAAUUUUUCAUCGACUAUCAGUGGUAAUAUAUUCAGAUAUUAGUAGACCUUAUGCAUAUGACAUCAUCAUCUCAUAGCGCCCUCCCUCAGAGGAUAUAGGAAUGUGUGUAAAUGGAGUUGUCAGAGAAGGGCCAGCUUCUGAUUACCAAUACAUAAAAGGCAAUGGCUUCAGCCUCUAAGAUAGCGGCGCAGUCCAUCAAUGAAUAAGGUCUGUCUUGGUAACAGGGCACUCAAAAGAGAGGCAUCGUCUAUUGGGAAUGAAAUCAGAAUAAUAAAUGCACUUGGAUUCUGACCCGUCUUCUUGUAUAGAAGUGUGGCAGGUGCAUUGGAUAUCGAGAGUGCGAGAAGUAGCAGAUUUUAUAUUGCAUAGUCAAGAAUUGAAUAACAGAAAUAUUUCAUGAGUUGGGGAAUAUUGCACAAAUCGUCGAUGACAAUAUCGGCCCUCACAAGAGGAAUAUCUCUGAUAUCCCAUGAAGAAAAGCCAUUCAAUAAAGUGAUUAUUUUCUUAUGACCAUUAUUCGUUAGACCAUGCAAUAUGGCAUGAUAUUGCACAACAAGCUUUGUACAUGAGCCUAUGGGGAAUAUGUCAGAUUUCUGUGCAGCGUGCUAUAUGCUGUGAUAUUGCACGGGCAAAUCGUGCAGACUAAACUAUGCAAUGGGACAUUCCAAGAAACUUGCAAAAAUAAAUUUUCGAGUAAAAAAAACAAUCAUAAGUCUGGCAAGCAAUUGCAAAUUUGCACUUGAAUGCUUGGUCUCAUCUUACAAAGAGUUGCGAUUGAUCCGAUCAAUCACAGCUAUGGACGGCCAGCAAUGUCAACAUCUACUAUACAUGUUUGUUCAAAAUAUUUUCUAUCUACGAUGUAUAUUCAUGCAUUCUUUGUUUUCUUGAAAAUUCACUGUGCUUCUCUUUGUUUACAAUGAACAUUGUUCAAAUAUCCUGUAGAAAAAAUUAUGACAAUGAUGGAUUUCCAUAGUUACAAUUGAUUGGAUCAAUCGUAAGUCUUUGUAAGACUCUUUGCCCAGGGCUGCUUCUUGCAACAAGCAGUUAAAAUCAAUUUGCUCUGGUUACAAUUGAAUCGAUAUCAAUUGUAAAUUUGCAUCACAGAUUUGCAAUUGAUUGCAAAUAUUUGCUUUUUGCACCCACUAUGACAUUUUAACUGUGGAAUGUUAUUGCCAAGAAACGUACAUUCAAUGACCACCCAAGAGAGAAUUAAAAAAAAAGGUCUUUACAAUGAACAUGCUUGUGUAGCAUUCUCCCGUGGGGAAAAUAAUCAAGGAAACCAACAACCAAAAACAUUUUGGUGUGAUUUUUCUUCUAUACUAGUGGCCACUAUUAGGUUUGGUUUAUUUUGUAGUGAAACCUGGGCCCAGUAACAAAGAGUUUAGCGAUCAAUCGCUAAAUGAUAUUGCAUAUCAAGAACUGGUUGCAUGCACAUUUUGCACAGUAGAUUGACUAGGAACCAAUCAGAAUUGCUCUUUCAAAUCUUUAUCUUUGUGUUAUACUUGACGUUGAUCAGAUUGAUCGUAAGUCUUUGUAAGACAGGGUCCUAGACUACUAUCAUAUUAACUUACAUAAGUCCAUGGGCUUUGUUGGGUAAAAUGUAUCGACGGAGGGGCGUCAGCUGCCCAUUUCCAGUCACCUAGCCCGUCAG